Cotesia congregata is the source of this 1763-nucleotide messenger RNA. The record is from the annotation of a GenBank genome assembly. NCBI's taxonomy places the organism in Eukaryota, Metazoa, Arthropoda, Insecta, Hymenoptera, Braconidae.
UUAUUUAUCAAUAUUUAUUAAAUCUAAUGGCUGGAAUUGCCAGUCCCGCUUUUUCAGAGGUAGAGAGAAAAAUUAGUGAACAUAAUUUAAGAAUUUCCAUUGAUCUAACUAAGGAAAACAAUGGUGAGGAACAAAAAAAAUACAUCGAAAGUAUUGACAGUGAGAAUUCUCAAAGUUUAAAAAAAGAAACAAAAUUUCAAUUAUGCUUUUCAAAUAAAAACGCACUUAUCAAAUACUUCGGAGUAAUUGCAAUAAAUAUUGUCGUAUUGAUUUACUUAAUUUUUGCAAGUCUUUACUGGUCCAAAAAUAACAAUAAUUGUGUAUUCGAGUGGUGCGACGGGUAUGGAAUGCUCUUACUCCUCAUAUCAAUCACGUACUUAAGUUUGUGUUACUACUUUAUUAUAAAAAAGUAUUUUUCCAAUGCGAUAAAACUGAUUUUCCGACCGUGCUGCGACUGCUUGGAGUCAAUCAACCGAAUAAGAUACGCAUCAUGUUCAAUAAAAGCAUUAUUCUACUUAAUUAUACUGGCGUCAGUAAUAGUCUUUUUGAUCUACGACACGAUUGGGUCAAGGGAUCGUUUAAUAAGCUGUAUUGGGAUGUUUGUCAUGCUUUCAUUUGGUCUAUUAUUUUCUAAGCAUCCGCGCAAGAUAAAUUGGAGACCUGUAAUCUGGGGUCUAAUCCUUCAAUUUGGUUUUGGAAUUUUAACAAUUCGUUGGUCAGUUGGCAGAAUGAUAUUCCAAUGCUUAUCAAACAAAGUCGCUAAAUUCUUAAACUACGCCGAAAGUGGCUCAAAAUUUGUUUUUUCUGACCAACUUGUAGACAGCAAAGUUUUUGCAUUUUCCGCUUUACCAGUAAUAUUCUUCUUCAGUUUCAUGAUCCAAAUUUUGUACUACCUGGGCGCCAUGCAAUGGGUGAUACUAAAAUUAGGCUGGGCUUUACAUGCAGUGAUGAGUACAACUGUCUGUGAAUCUCUCAAUGCUGCUGCCAAUACUUUCCUUGGAAUGACAGAAUCUCCAUUAUUGAUCAAACCUUAUAUUAAUAAAUUGACGACUUCAGAAAUUCAUUCUGUAAUGACUUCUGGGUUUGCUUCAGUUUCUGGGACGGUAUUAGCAGCAUAUAUAAGUUUUGGCGCCCAACCAGCGCACUUGAUAACAGCAUCAGUAAUGGCAGCACCAGCAUCACUAGCUUUUUCCAAAUUAUUUUACCCCGAGACUGAAAAGAGCCAAACAACGUUCAAAAAUAUCCCGCUUCAAAAAUCAGAGGACACUAGUGUAAUGGAUGCCGCUACAAAGGGCGCUCUGGCGGGAAUCCCCCUAGUUUUGGGAAUCAUAGCUAACAUAGUAGCGUUUGUGUCCUUCAUUUCGUUUUUCAACGCCAUUUUGUCGUGGUUUGGCGGACUGGUAGGUUUCACGGAUUUGACCUUCGAAUACUUGCUAUCUAGAGCGUUUAUGCCGCUAAGUUGGAUAAUUGGGGUCCCUUGGGACCAGUGCGAGGACGUAGCUACUCUUAUUGGGCUCAAAACGGUAGUAAAUGAAUUCGUAGCUUAUCAAAAGUUGGGAGAGUUUAAAAAAUUGGGUAAACUUACCCCGAGAGUCGAAGGAAUCGCUACUUUUGCUAUUUGCGGAUUCGCUAAUCCUGGGUCGGUAGGAAUUAUGAUGGGGGGAUUGGGUCAGUUGGCGCCCGAUAAGAGGGAGCAGAUUGCCGCUCGUAAAUUAUUACCAAGUCCACGGUGUAAUCUUAGCAACGUCCUCGCGCCAUUAGUA